AUGCUUAGAGAGCACCCUACUCAAUUUGAUUUUGGUCGGGGAGGGCCUAACUUCAAUCCAUACAACAUUGCGUUACAAGCGAUACAAACUGUUGGCUGGAAUGAGACCUUCUAUGAAGUGCAUAGAGAAUCGGGUGACUGUAGGGGCAAACCCGCACUCCGGGCCGCUUUGGCCCAACUUUUCUCGGCUUUAAUGAAGCAAACAAUAAAUGCUGACAAAGAGAUUGUGGUGACAAACGGCGCGUAUCAGGGCUUGUAUUUAGCCAUCAAAAGUUACAUUAAACCCGGAGACGAAGUGAUACUUUUUGAGCCAUUUUACAAUAUAAUCGUUGAUAUAUUGGCAUUGAGACAAGCGGUUCCAGUGUACGUACCUCUUAGGACAAGUGAUGGCCAAACGGCCCGACAAUCAAACGAUUUAACGUUUGAUAGGAAAGCUUUGGAGGCGGCCUUUACUAAUAAGACUAAAAUGUUAUACAUUAAUAACCCGAAUAAUCCCAUCGGAAAGACCUUCACCGAAGAGGAGCUGUUAUUUAUCGGACAAUUGUGCGAAAAACAUGAUGUGAUUAUACUGGCGGACGAAGUUUAUCAGUUGCACAUAUAUGACAGUGAUUCACAUAUAAGAAUCGCAACUUUGCCGGGAAUGUGGAAACGGACGAUAACUGUAAGCUCUGGCGGAAAGUUGUUUAACCUAAACGGUUGGCGCGUCGGUUGGGUUAUCGGACCCGAAGACCUACUGUGGUCUAUACGGAUGGGAUUGUAUUACUCAAUCCAAUCGGUGUCGCGGGUCAGCCAACAGGUGCUGACGAGUGUCAUAGAAAUUGAAAAUCAAAGACUAAACUCCAAGGAUUCGUAUUUCAGUUACCUUUCAAAGGAAUCGUUGUCCAAAAGGGAUCGCUUUAUGUCUGCGUUUGAGGGGACGGGCGUUGAUAUAAUCAAACCAAACAGUGGUAUCUAUUUAUUCGCCAACUUUUCAAAUGUUAUCAACAAAAUUGAUUUGUCUUCAGAAAAGGAUACUAAACGGGGAUUGCGUUUGACUUAUUGGUUACUCAAACAAAAGAAACUAGGCACUUUCCCGGGAGAUAGUUAUUACAGCAAACAAAACAAACAUUUGGCUGAAUAUGUUGUGAGAUAA
Messenger RNA from Medioppia subpectinata, 1131 nucleotides. The record is from the annotation of a GenBank genome assembly. NCBI's taxonomy places the organism in Eukaryota, Metazoa, Arthropoda, Arachnida, Sarcoptiformes, Oppiidae.